AUGGCCGAUUUUUUGGUCGGAGCUGUUGCUUAUCCACUGGCCUAUUUUUGUACUAGCUUAGGUUGUAACUUCAAAUUGUACACACCAUUUUUCUGGUUCUUCGUGCACUCUUCGGUAACGAAUCUUUGCGCAUUGACGUGGAAUCGUUACUCCUACAUCGUAUACCCUUUCAGCUACAAAACCUCCGUGACUGAGAAACGCACAAAAACGGUUAUCUUGUCGGCAUGGUUGAUCCCCUUCGCGAUUUUUUUGACUCUUUUGGUGGGUUUAUACAUUGCGAAGUCGAACACCGCGCUAAUAGUUCUUCGAUUGACAGGUGUUUCGGCAUUCGAUUUAAUAUCAGGUGCGUUGCUUUUAUACGCAGUUGUUCGUAUAUUCAGAGUCGCACGUAUGCAGGCUUACAGGGAAUUCUCUGUCAAGUUACAAGUGCAGUCUACCCUAACAUUUUGUGAAGAAACAAGUAUUCGCAAACAUCAGAAGCAGAACAAAGCGCACUUCGUGAUUGCCAUCGUUAUUUUAUUCUUCCUCUGCCACUUAGCUGUAAAUGGUAUGAUUUUGUGGGUUAUGUUCUCUACUCGUGUCGUACAUGAGGCUGCACAAGGAGUCCAGCUUCUGCUAAUUAUAAACUCGGCGGUAAAUCCUUUCGUUUACGCGUUUUUAAAGAGUGACAUCAGGAUUGAGAUAACAAAGCUGAUCACUAAUCAUAGGUCCGCACAAUUCCUUUCCAGUCUUUCUAGGACCUCUAGUUCGCCUGCGCAUGCGUAA
This is a messenger RNA of Pocillopora meandrina, 765 nucleotides long. Lineage: Eukaryota; Metazoa; Cnidaria; Anthozoa; Scleractinia; Pocilloporidae. The record is from the annotation of a GenBank genome assembly.